AUGGGCCCGAAACGCAACGCCACCACAUCUCACAAGUCCAGUGUCCAAUCUCAGUACGAAGCACUGGAAGAAAUACAGCAACAUCUAGAUGACUUGCAAACGGAUCGUGCGUCUAUGGAAAUUGUAUACACAUCACUGAAAAAUGCCUUUUUAAUAUAUCCUUCUGCGGAAUGGGACGAAAUCGACAAGGAAAUAUGCAGAGCCUAUGAUGAUCUGAUGGCUCAAGUGAGGCAGCUGGAUCGCUCACUGAAAAAGCUGGACAAAUCCAUCAAAUCAACCAUCACACAAAAUGCCAACACAUCAACAUUGACAUAA
Molecule: messenger RNA, 315 nt
Organism: Mucor velutinosus
Lineage: Eukaryota; Fungi; Mucoromycota; Mucoromycetes; Mucorales; Mucoraceae
Product: sporulation protein rmd1
Exons: 1
Coding region: 1-315 (104 amino acids)
Source: RefSeq, a predicted model, not a curated record